AUCAAGGACCUCACGUCAAGACAACAAAUACGUCGCAGUAAACUCCGAAGAAUUAGCUUCAAAGUUGUAUUAUAUUUAUUAACAUAAAUAGUGAUAAUCAAGUGGUUAUUAAGAAUGUCCUGCACCUCGUGCCAGUCAAAAUUCUCGUUUUUCACACGCGAGAAUGGAUGCCCGAAAUGUGGAUUUUCUUACUGUAGUAAGUGCCUCAAGUACAAGUGUCAACUGCCAGAUAACACUGUGAAGAAAGUUUGUGGUCCUUGUUACCAUAAAAAAAUGUCACAAUCCGGGGAGAGUUCAGGGGCAGGAUCUGAUGGACUGCCAACGCCCGAGGAAGACUCUGUACCAUUGGCAACUGUCGAUAUCGAACGAAAACUCGAAGCGUUAGAGAAUCCCGUGAAACCCCCAAUUGUCAUAUACAAACAGGACCACUGGGAGGAAUUCAAAACAGGUCUAGAGCCUGAGGAUCAAGCAAUCGUCGAGAGAUUGAAGAAAUUGAAAGAGGCGGAUAAAAAGCCACCGCCAGUGACCACGGAAGAGAUUCGGAGACGUCUGGCUCUCCUCAAAGACGAGGAUCCCGAUUAUAAACCUCCGUUGAAUGUCUGCAAAGUAGAUACGAGAUCCGAUCAGGAGAAGUCUGAUGACCUGAUACGUGAAUACAUGGAGAGGCUGGAGCUUUCGAAACAUGAUGCACAAACGGACGAUGAUAUUGAGCGGAGGCUGAACAAGCUCAAGGGAAUGGAUCCCUCGAAAUCGACAAUUCCAGAUGAUGUCGAUGAGGCAACUGUGACGAAGAAUAUUGUGUCUAAGGCCCUUGCAGAGGCUGCUCUAGAGAAGAAGUAUGGGGAUGAGGAGAAAGAUGAACUUGAGGAGAUGGAGGUUGAGAUUCCUAUUCAAUACGAUUCCGACGAAGAACUCGAAUGUGCGAUAUGUGAUGCAACAAAGAAUUUGGUUCAGUGUCUUGGCUGCACCGGUGAUUUGUACUGUCCAACCUGUUUCGCGGAAUACCACAACGCAAUGGAGAAGCACAAAACGGUGCCAGUGAAGCCACGAAAAUCUAUUCCAGAUUGAAUUCCGUCCGAAAUAUCUCGAGAUACUUUUGCUACACGAAUGUUUUAUCAUCACGCUGCUAGUGCUUGAAGUUCGAUUAAAUCAAUCCAAAAGCUUUUUAAUUGUACAAAACUGUUGAAACAAAUACAUAAAAAUUCUCAUGACUCA
This is a messenger RNA of Diachasma alloeum, 1215 nucleotides long. RefSeq names its product abscission/NoCut checkpoint regulator. Gene Ontology annotation, biological process: abscission; mitotic cytokinesis checkpoint signaling. NCBI's taxonomy places the organism in Eukaryota, Metazoa, Arthropoda, Insecta, Hymenoptera, Braconidae. The record is from RefSeq and is a predicted model, not a curated record. The transcript is spliced from 4 exons. Gene Ontology annotation, cellular component: centrosome; midbody; cleavage furrow. Bases 115 to 1068 code for a protein of 317 amino acids. Gene Ontology annotation, molecular function: phosphatidylinositol-3-phosphate binding; metal ion binding.